AUGUGCCAGCUGCACACCACGAGCUCACGGCUCUGCCCUGGGGCACUGCUCGUGGUCCUGCUGGUGGCGUGCACGUACGCCGCCAAGCCUGGUCCCGUCUUCCUUUUCUCCAUAGAUGGCAUGCGCACGGACUAUCUGCAGCAGGCGCGGGCACUGGGCCUGCCCACCCUCACCCGGCUCAUCGAGGGCGGCACCCUGGCCUCGGCCUCCCAGACCGUGUGGCCCGCCGUGACCUUUCCCUCCCACACCAGUAUGGUGACGGGCGUGAAUCCGGCCAAGCAUGGCAUCUGGAACAACAACGUGUUCGGUCCGCUUGACGCCAACCGAAACAACCACUACUUCUACCAGGACAUCACUGCCAAGACCAUCUUCGACGCCGCGCAGGAACUCGGCCUCACAGCGAUGGGCAUCGACUGGCCAGUGACCGUGGGCGCGCCUCUCGACCCACUGUUCCCCGGCAACGACGACGAUCCGUCCACGCUCGACGAGGCCAAGUGGCUCUGGAACACCAUUAAGGGACCCAUCAAGAAGGUGCUGCCCAACCCGCAGGCGCUGUUCGGUCUCCUGAUGGACCCGCAGCGAGCCGCUAUCGCCAUGGAGUUCCUCGACUACAAGACGCCCGACCUCUUCGCUUUCCACUUCAACGACCUCGAUGGGGCGGAACACGCUCACGGAUACAUGAGCAACGAGGCCAUCAAGACGCUGAAGAUGAUCGACAGCCUGCUGGGCCAGAUGCUCGCCAAGCUCGACCGCAUGGGCCUGCUCGCCAACGGCACCGUCAUCGUUGCGUCGGACCACGGCUUCCUCAAUACCACCGGCACCGAGAUCUCACCAGGAGCCCUGUUGAACGCGCUCGGCGUGAUCGGUCCCGGCCCCAACGGCUAUCCGCCGUGGCAGGCGUGGCCGGACUGCUCGUCCGGCGUUUGUCCCAUUUUCAUCCACCCCAACGCCUCCUCCAGCGUGAGGGAUACAGUGGAUCAGGCUGUCAAGAUUCUUCUGUCUGAGCCAGCUUAUGGCAUCAUCAAAGCCUAUUCUGCGGCCGAAGUGGCGGCUCUCGGCUGUUGGCCCGGCGCUCAUGUCAUGCUGCAGGUUCGGCUCCCCACGCUUCGCUACUCCUGA
This is a messenger RNA of Acanthamoeba castellanii str. Neff, 1119 nucleotides long. RefSeq names its product type I phosphodiesterase/nucleotide pyrophosphatase. The record is from RefSeq and is a predicted model, not a curated record. The coding region runs from base 1 to 1119 and encodes 372 amino acids. The transcript is spliced from 11 exons. NCBI's taxonomy places the organism in Eukaryota, Discosea, Longamoebia, Acanthamoebidae.